AGUCGAGAUUGAAUUUUUACUUCAUAAAAAUACCAAAAAGCUAAUUCAAAAGACGUUGGGAAUCCUGGAAGCUGGUGCGGAACGCUAUCUUAAAGUUGUCGAACAGAGUAGAAGUGAACUAACGGUUGGUAACCGUUACAGAGAACAACAACAUCAACAAAUGGAAUCCACUACGGAAGCUCUUUCGAAGCUUAACAUCAAUGGCGAUUUUGCGUCCUCCGUCCCUAAUUUACAUAAAAACCUUCACCUUCUCCCCCCUGAGCAGAUUGAGCUGGCGAAAAUAUUAGUAGAAAUGGGGCAGAGUCAUCUGUUUGAGCAUUGGCCAGAACCUGGCGUUGAUGAUGAGGAGAAGAAAGCUUUGUUCGAUCAGGUGGCUCGCCUCAAUUCCAGCUACCCUGGAGGUUUGGCAUCAUAUAUUAAAACAGCAAGAGAACUGUUGGCCGAUUCAAAAGCAGGAAAGAACCCCUUUGAUGGCUUUACACCGUCUGUUCCAACAGGAGAAAAUUUAACUUUUGGUGACGAAAACUUUGUCAAAUUUGAGGAGGCAGGAGUUAGAGAAGCCCAGAAUGCUGCAUUUGUGCUUGUUGCAGGUGGUCUUGGCGAACGUCUUGGAUACAAUGGAAUAAAGGUGGCUCUUCCAAUGGAAACCACUACAGGAACUUGUUUCCUGCAGCAUUACAUAGAGUCGGUUCUAGCUCUUCAGGAAGCAAGCUAUAGACUGACACAAGGUGAAUGUCAAAGGGAUAUUCCUUUUGUUAUAAUGACAUCAGAUGACACACAUUCUCGUACAUUAGAGCUCUUAGAAUCAAAUUCUUAUUUUGGAAUGAAAACAUCACAGAUCAUACUUCUUAAGCAGGAAAAAGUUGCAUGCUUAGAAGAUAAUGAUGCCAGGCUUGCUCUGGAUCCACAUAACAAAUAUAGGAUUCAGACAAAACCUCACGGCCAUGGCGAUGUCCAUUCACUUCUUUAUUCUAGUGGCCUUCUUAGUAAAUGGAGAGAUGCUGGUUUGAGAUGGGUUCUAUUUUUCCAAGAUACAAAUGGACUUCUUUUCAAGGCAAUUCCAGCUUCAUUGGGCGUCAGUGCUACCAAACAAUACCAUGUUAACUCUCUUGCUGUUCCUCGGAAAGCUAAAGAAGCUAUAGGAGGAAUUACCAAGCUUACUCAUGCUGAUGGGAGGUCGAUGGUGAUUAAUGUUGAAUACAAUCAGCUUGAUCCUCUUCUUAGAGCAACUGGGCAUCCUGAUGGAGAUGUCAACUGCGAGACAGGCUAUUCUCCUUUCCCAGGAAAUAUCAAUCAAUUGAUUUUGGAACUUGGUCCUUAUAUUGAGGAGCUGAAGAAAACAGGAGGCGCUAUUAAGGAGUUUGUUAACCCAAAAUACAAAGAUGCCAGCAAAACUUCAUUUAAAUCUUCAACUCGACUUGAAUGUAUGAUGCAAGAUUAUCCAAAAACAUUGCCCCCAUCAGCAAGGGUCGGAUUUACGGUGAUGGAUACGUGGCUUGCUUAUGCACCUGUGAAGAACAAUCCUGAGGAUGCUGCUAAGGUACCAAAAGGAAAUCCAUAUCACAGUGCAACUUCUGGAGAAAUGGCCAUCUAUCGUGCAAACAGCCUCAUUCUCAGAAAGGUUGGGGUACAAGUAGGUGAUCCAGUUCAACAAGUGUUUAAUGGGCAGGAGGUGGAAGUAUGGCCUCGUAUCACAUGGAAACCAAAAUGGGGAUUGACAUUUUCAGAUGUCAAAAGAAAAGUUUCUGGUAGUUGCUCAAUCUCUCAAAGGUCCACAAUGGCCAUUAAGGGUCGUAAUAUCUUUGUUGAAGAUCUGUCCCUGGACGGAGCACUUGUGAUUGAGUCUGUUGAUGGAGCAGAGGUAAAAGUAGGAGGUUCUGUGCAGAACAAGGGUUGGAUCAUCGAAAGUGUUGACUACAAAGAUACCUCAGUACCCGAAGAGAUAAGGAUCAGGGGUUUCAGAAUCAAAAAAAUCGAGCAGCUCGAGAAGCAUUAUAGUGAGCCCGGCAAAUUUGACUUGAAGGCUUGAAGGUGAACUUACACAGAGACAACUCCUUUGUAGAGUUGAUUUUCUUGACAAAGUUCAAUGAAUAAAAUUGUAAUUUACGCUUCAAGUUAGAAAAACAAAAAAUCUCAGUAGUUCUUCCAUUUCCUUUAUUUGUUUUAGGGGUUUCACUCAUUCUUUCUUUGUUUUUCUGGUCCCUUCUUCUGUGGAAGGAAUAAGAAUAAUACUGAAUUUUAUUUUGCACAAAAAAUUUUCCUGCAUUUGAAUAAAAUGGCAUGUGUUUUGUUCCUUGUACA
Jatropha curcas is the source of this 2301-nucleotide messenger RNA. RefSeq names its product UDP-sugar pyrophosphorylase (gene USP). Lineage: Eukaryota; Viridiplantae; Streptophyta; Magnoliopsida; Malpighiales; Euphorbiaceae. The record is from RefSeq and is a predicted model, not a curated record. Gene Ontology annotation, biological process: UDP-N-acetylglucosamine biosynthetic process. Gene Ontology annotation, molecular function: UDP-N-acetylglucosamine diphosphorylase activity.